Molecule: messenger RNA, 6113 nt
Organism: Acanthopagrus latus (yellowfin seabream)
Lineage: Eukaryota; Metazoa; Chordata; Actinopteri; Spariformes; Sparidae
Exons: 35
Coding region: 1-5469 (1822 amino acids)
Biological process (GO): G protein-coupled receptor signaling pathway; cell surface receptor signaling pathway
Cellular component (GO): membrane
Molecular function (GO): G protein-coupled receptor activity
Source: RefSeq, a predicted model, not a curated record
AUGAAUGUAUCCACCCAGUCUACAUUAGGGCUCUGGCAGCUGUUGGAAGAUGCUGAGGCUGAGCUUCUGGGUGAAAGAGACUGCAAGGACAACAGGACCAAGGACCAACAGAUGAGCUGCUGGUUUCAGGAGUCUUGCCUGCAAAAACAUGCUCAGUUGCUAGCUCAGGAUGAGUACACAGUGGAUGUGGAGUUGAAUUUUACAGAUGUCAAGACAGAGGACUACCUCAGGAGCCUCCUGAACAAUGGCAGCUUUUCUGUGGCCUUGGGUCCCACUGUCAAUGUCACAAACAUUGACAUUACCACAGUGUGUUAUCUAAAUGGAACUGACUUCCAGUGCAGAUGUGAGGAUCAGUUUGUUUGGUCAUAUGGAAACUGUAUUACAUACGGAGCCUGUGAUGAGAUCAUUGAUGAAGUGUGUGGGUGUAUCAACAGUAUUCCAUCAGAUCGACAAUAUUGCAAGCCAAAGAAAGUUCCUGAAGUUAUUUAUGAAUACCAGAUUUUCAUUGAGGUGAACACAACAGACACAGAUCAGCUGGAAAACACGCUGAAAAACAUAAUUUUCCCUGUCCAAAUCAGCCCUCAAGUAAACAUCUCAGACACUGAUAUAACUACAGUUUGUAGCCAAGAUGGCACUGAGUUCCAGUGCCGCUGUGAGGAUGACUAUCUCUGGCCUUGUAACAAGUGUGCCACCCAUGGGAAAUGUGAUGGUCACACAAAUAACACAUGUGGCUGCAUUAAGGCUAUUCCCACAGAUGGACAAUAUUGUCAGUCAAUCCAACAUCAAAACAUUUCAGUGUGUUCACCAUCAACAGCUCCUCCAGUUAUUCAUGAUUACAUCCUUGCCGUUGAGUUGAACAUCUCAGAUGUUACAGUAAUAAAUCAACUGAGGACCAUUCUGAGCAACAGCAGUUACCCCAUCAGCAUCAACAACCACAUACAAAUCUCCUAUGUCAACAUUUCAACAGUGUGUUAUCUAAAUGGAACUGACUUCCAGUGCAGAUGUGAGGAUCAGUUUGUUUGGUCAUAUGGAAACUGUAUUACAUACGGAGCCUGUGAUGAGAUCAUUGAUGAAGUGUGUGGGUGUAUCAACAGUAUUCCAUCAGAUCGACAAUACUGCAAGCCAAAGAAAGUUCCUGAAGUUAUUUAUGAAUACCAGAUUUUCAUUGAGGUGAACACAACAGACACAGAUCAGCUGGAAAACACGCUGAAAAACAUAAUUUUCCCUGUCCAAAUCAGCCCUCAAGUAAACAUCUCAGACACUGAUAUAACUACAGUUUGUAGCCAAGAUGGCACUGAGUUCCAGUGCCGCUGUGAGGAUGACUAUCUCUGGCCUUGUAACAAGUGUGCCACCCAUGGGAAAUGUGAUGGUCACACAAAUAACACAUGUGGCUGCAUUAAGGCUAUUCCCACAGAUGGACAAUAUUGUCAGUCAAUCCAAAAUCAAAACAUUUCAGUGUGUUCACCAUCAACAGCUCCUCCAGUUAUUUAUGAUUACAUCCUUUCUGUUGAGUUGAACAUCUCAGAUGUUGCAGUAAUAACUCAACUGAGGACCAUUCUGAGCAACAUCAGUUACCCCAUCAGCAUCAACAACCACAUACAAAUCUCCUAUGUCAACAUUUCAACAGUUUGCUCUCUGAGCAGUGAUGGCUUCCAGUGCAGAUGUGAGGAUCAGUAUCGUUGGUCAUGUGAUCAGUGUUUCCUGUAUGGAUCCUGUGACAACAUCACUGAUGACACAUGUGGAUGCAUCAAUGUCAUUCCUCCUGAUGGACAACACUGCCAGUCUGCUUAUCACCACAACUUCAUAGUUUGUCCUGUUACAACACACGCUCCAUCAACAUCUCCUCCAGUUAUUUAUGAAUAUCUGAUUUCUGUUGAGUUGAACAUCUCAGAUGUUAUGGAAAUAAAUCAUCUGCGGACCAUUCUAAGCAACAUCUCAUACCCCAUCAGCAUCAACAACCACAUGCAAAUCUCUGACAUCAACAUUUUAACAGUUUGUUAUGCAAAAGCAACAACAUUCCAAUGCAGAUGUGAAGAACAGUAUCAUUGGCCUUGUCAUAUGUGCUCCUCUCUUGACAAAUGUGAUGAUAAAACUGAAAGUACUUGUAGAUGUAUCAGUGCCUUUCCUCCAGUUGGGGUUUACUGCCAGCCACUGUCAGAUAUCAUAAUUUGCCCAUCACCAACUUCUCCAAACGACUCAGCAUCUGUUGCUCCAACAGACCUAACAACACCCACAACUAUAACACCAGCUUUGAUUGACCCAACAUUUCUUGCUACAACAGAUUUUAACACCACAACAGCUACAGCAAUUGGUGCAAAUUCAACACCUGUUGCUUCGACCACAAUGAACACUACAACACCUGCACUAUCAACACUUGUAACAAAUUCAAUGACAGAUGUAAAGACAACAGCAGUCACCACAACACCAACAACGGUAGCAAAUUCAUCAUCUAUUGCCACAACAAAUGUGAUAGCUACUACACCCAUAUCACCACCAACAACUACUAGUGUGACCAGCCAAAAUACCACAGUUCGCUCCACAAUGCCAGAGGCUACACCUACCCUUGCUCCAGCCACAGACCUCACUGAAACAACAAAGACUAUUACCACCACCAAAGUCACUCCAGCUAGCUCCAUCCCCACUACUAGCACAACUGCUACUAGUACCCUUUCAGCGUCUGGGAUCACUUCUACAACUGUUGCAGGAUUUGAUGUGGAAAUGUUGGUCAGAUUAGACAAGGAAUACACAUCAGAAUUAAAUGAUUCAGAAAGUUCUACAUACAAGGAGCUUGAAUCAAGGAUUAAUUCAGUGUUGGAUGAGCAGUAUAAGAGAAUCACAGGGUUUCAAGAUGUCUCUGUAAAAGCAUUCAGAGAAGGAAGUAUAAUCACAGAAUACAUUGUUCAGACAACACAAGUUAUUCCAGAUGAAAUAGCUGAAACAAAUGAAAAAGUCCCAGAAGCGAUGAGGCCCAUUGCCCCUGUCCUUGGCUCAGUGACUGCAUUUUACAACAGUCCAACUUCAAUCAGCUAUCCAGACCUUACUUACACUGGUAACACCAUGACACUAUUGUGUGGCCCUCCACAAAACAUUGAUGUGGGACAAAUCUCUGAUUCAGAGUGGACAUUUAGAGGGCGGGAAAUUAAAAACGGCAUACGGAUGAAAAUAACAACUUCUGACAGAAAGUCCAUGCUUAAAGUUAACAAUGUCAUCCUUGCUGAUACUGGACUUUAUCAAUGUACUCUGAGAGGCAGAGUGAUGAAUUUCCUCCAGAAAGGAUUUGUAAAAAGAGUUGCCAUCAAACAAGCUCCCAUUGUGCGGCUUCAGAGUAAAGUUAAUGUUAAAUGCAAAGAGGGACAUAAAGAACAACUUCAGUGUUGUGUGCAGGCACCCUAUAAAGUCAAGUGGUUUCUAGCCAACACUGUUUUAUCCUCAGAUGUCACUGAGGAUAGAGAAUCCUACUGCAUCAAGCAUGAUUACCAGCUAGGAAGUUGCAGCGGACCACAGCAAAGAGAAAUACGUUUUACAUGUCAGGUAGAUGAAGCAAAGGACUAUGAAGUGACAACAGCUAUGAUAAUAUUUAGAGACGGUUUUAUAUGCAACAAUGCUGAGUAUGGAACUGGACGAGCAGGUGACAUUUCAAGCAUUGGAUGUGAUAAUGGUCAAGAGGGGAGCAAGACUGCAACCUGUCAGCAAACCAGAGAGGAAAUAGGGGUAUGGAAACUGCUAGAGGACACCUGCAUCAUAACAGAAAUCAAGGAGUUAUUAAUUGACUCACAGGAUUUGAUUGUGGAUGAAUUGCCAGAAUUUGUGGCAAAUCUAAACAAAACUGUCCAGGAAGAAAGUAAAGACAUUGUAAAUUCAUCUGCAACUAUAUCAGCUGUUGUUGACAUUCUUGGCACCAUUGCAACUGUUUCCAUUGACAGUGAAGUCAGUAAAUCCAUCAUGGAGAAUGUUCUUGAAACAGUUGAUGUCAUCAUUGGUGAUGAUGCAAGAGAGUCCUGGGCAGUUCUAAAUGCAAAUGAGUCCCGCAAUGCAAGCUCAGAAUUACUGGGUUCACUGGAGACUCUGUCCAGUGGGUUGGUUGGGGAGUUUGUCAUCAAAAUUCAACAUAUCCUGCUCACCCGAACAAUGUUUGACAACAACUUCAUGGCAGAUCUGAACUCAAGCAUUGAAAUAUACAUUCCAGAUACCAACCAGAACAAUGUCUUGAUCACCACCAUUGCCUUAUUCACCCUUAAUAAUGUUAUGCCAGCAAGGUACUCCAGCUUUGACACCAGUCUCUUCAAUGACAUCAGCAAUGACAAUGUCAAUGAUAAUGCCAUCAAUGCUGCUGUGGUGCUAGUCCAAAUAAAUGCAACAAUUCAGAAUGUCACUCUGCGCUAUGAUAAGCUAGACAACUCCUUGUCAGUAAACCCACAGUGUGUCUUCUGGAAUUACGCACGCUUUGACAAUCUGGGUGCUUGGGAUAAUGAUGGUUGUACGUUUGUUUCGGAUAUAAACAACACAGUAACCUGUAGUUGCAACCAUCUUACCUCCUUCUCAAUACUGAUGGCAACAGAAAUCCCCCCAGAACUCAAACAUGCCCUGGAUAUAAUCACUUAUGUUGGAGUUGGGAUAUCUCUGGCAAGCUUGGUUAUAUGUCUCAUUAUUGAAGGAUACGUUUGGAAAGCCAUAACCAGAAAUAGCACUGCUUUCAUGCGACAUGUUUCCAUCGUUAACACUGCCCUGUCUCUUUUGAUCGCUGACAUCUGCUUCAUCAUUGCUGCUGCUAUUGCGAAGAACCCUCUUGAAAACCCAGGAGAAGACUAUGACAUUCCAGUUGGAACAUGCAGCACAACAACAUUUUUUAUGCACUUUUUCUACCUUGCCCUGUUCUUUUGGAUGCUUGUGUCAGGCCUUCUGCUCUUUUACCGGACAGUCAUGGUUUUCUCCCACAUGUCCAGGUCAACCAUGUUGGCCAUUGGCUUCAGUUUAGGCUAUGGUUGUCCUCUGAUUAUAGCUGUUAUAACUGUUGCUGUCACAGCAUCAGGAAAUGGUUAUAUAAGGAGAGAAGAAGUUUGCUGGCUCAACUGGACAGAAACAAAGGCCCUGUUGUCCCUCGUGAUACCUGCCUUGACCAUAGUUUUUAUCAACAUUUUAAUAGUGAUUGUUGUCUUGUUCAAAAUGCUAAGAAGAGGUGUAGGAGACACCACCCAAGCAGAUGAAAAAAGUACAAUGGUGGUCAUUGCAAGGUGUGUGAUCAUUUUGACUCCUUUAUUUGGACUGACCUGGUCUUUGGGCGUGGGAACCAUGGUAUCGUCAACAAAUGAAGGAAUCCACAUAGCCUUUGCAUUCUUCAGUUCACUACAGGGUUUCUUCAUUUUAGUGUUUGGGACACUAUUUGAUUCAAAGAUCCGUUCUAUUCUUUCAAGAAGAUUACCUACAUCAAGCACAGGCUCUAGUUCGACAAAAGAAAACACAACAGAAUAACACAGAACAACAGAGCUGCCAAAUAAAAUUAAAAGUGUGCCUUGGAUGAAUGUAAUAUUGCCGUUAUCUACAUGGCCAGGUGUUACAGAAAUAGAAGUUGCAGUACAGUCAAGAGCACAUCUCUGCAGAAAAAGGAUUACAUGUCUUUAAGAUAGUCAAUGAAUGGACUCCAAAUGCUCAGAACGUGGUUUUGUGUUUUAAAGAUGUAGAAGCAUAUCCUUUCCAUCUGGAUAAUCCCAAUCAUUUCGUUGAGCCAUUUUUAAAAGCAGGGGGGAGUGGGGGAUUUCCAGUCCAGGAGAAUCAUUUUCUUUGCAGCAAACAUGCCAAGCAUUAGUGCUUGUUGCAUCUCAAGGCAUUCAACCUGAGGGCAUUCUCUGAGCACCCAAAGAGUGCCAGCUCUGGGUCAGGAGCAAUGUCCAAGUUUUAGAACCAGCUAAGCCACUGAAAUACAUCACACCAGAACCUAUGCAGUUGAGGACAUAACCAAAAAAGAUGUGAUAACGAACCCUCUGCAGCUCCGAAUCGGUCACACAGUGGGGAAAGCGAUGGAUAGAUUCUAUGCAGUUUAAGAUUCAAACCUAAUCCAAACCUGAUUUGCAUAUAAUUUGUAACAUUUAUAGAACAGGUGUGAAUUCUGGUCAAAG